AGUCGCCGUCAGGCGACCCUUCCUAUACCACGCGCUCACGCGGCCCUUUUCCUUUUCUCUUACUACACAAAUGAGAUGAGUCCCACACGGCUCGAAACAUCAGAAAACCAUAGGAUGAGAUUCCUCUAGCAGUUUCGUUUUGUUACCACGGUUCACGGCUGUUCACAUUCCACGCGCCUCCCCUUCAAUCCACGCGCCACCUCUCUCCAUUUCAAUUCCUAUCUUCUUCUUUUUCCCUGUGAAAGAAAGAUCUGAAUAAAGGAGAUUCGAUGGUAGAGACUAGUUGAGGUUUGGAGGUGGCGAGUACAUUUGUUUUUUGUAAUUUAAUGAAAGAGGGACAUCUACUGAUGCUGAGAAGAAGAUGGGAGGAGUCACGUCGUCAAUCGCCUCGAAAUUCGCUUUCUUCCCGCCAAAUCCCCCGUCGUACACAGUCGUAGAGGACGGGUCAUGCGUUGGUCGCCUGUAUAUACCGGAGGUACAGAGGAGGGAUGAUGUCGACGUCUUGAAUCUACGCACCCGCCGAGGAAACGACAUCGUAGCUGUCCAUAUAAGGCAUCCCAAAGCUACCGCUACUCUCUUGUAUUCUCAUGGAAAUGCCGCUGAUUUGGGACAAAUGUUUGAGCUUUACGCCGAGUUGUGUAAUCGCCUUCGAGUUAAUCUUAUGGGGUAUGAUUACUCUGGCUACGGACAGUCGACUGGAAAGCCAACCGAGUGUAAUACAUAUGCAGACAUAGAUGCAGCAUAUAUGUGCCUUAAGGAACGGUAUGGAGUUAAAGAUGAAGAUUUAAUAUUAUAUGGACAGUCAGUUGGUAGUGGACCUACUGUCGAUCUUGCUUCUCGUUUGCCAAACUUGAGAGGAGUUGUUCUACAUAGCCCGAUUUUGUCUGGCAUGAGAGUAUUGUACCCAGUCAAAAGGACCUACUGGUUUGACAUUUAUAAGAAUAUUGACAAAAUUGGAGCAGUGAACUGUCAAGUCUUGGUAAUUCAUGGGACAGCAGACGACGUUGUUCAUUAUUCCCAUGGAAAACAGCUUUGGGAGCUUUGCAAGAAUAAGUACGAGCCUCUGUGGGUAAAUGGAGGAGGACAUUGCAAUCUGGAGAUCUACCCAGAAUUCAUUAGACAUCUGAAGAAAUUUGUACUAUCUUUGAACAAAUCAAAAGCAGCUGCAAAUGGCUCUGAAAAAAUAGUGGUGAGCCCUGAGAAUCAGAGCAACAAACCAUCCAAGGGUGGAACUUCCGAUACUUUCGAAUUGAGCGCCGACCUUCCGGAAGUUUCGAGAAACAGUUUGGAUAGCCGUCUUGAGAAGUCGAAGAAGUCAAGUAAGCCCGAGAAGUCUCGGAUGAGCACAGAUCGCGUGGACAGAUUUAGGAGAAAAAAGGGCUUGGUUUGGUGAUGUGUUUACAACUCGAAUAAAUACGAUGUAUGUAUCCCAUGUAUUCCCAGUCCAGUUGGGGAGGUAAUUGUACUUGUGUAUUUGUAAUGUUACAUUGGGGUCCGGCAUAAGUCAUCAGAUUUUUGUCAUAAAUGUUAUGAUUUUUCAGCCUGUAUUUUAAGAAAACAAGUUCGAUUAAGUUUUGAAAUGUAAGAUUAUGAAUUCUUGUGUAAGAACAGCCUCUGCCUCGAUGCUAAAUGAAAAGUAUUCUGGUGGUUUCUGCCAUUGAU
Messenger RNA from Hibiscus syriacus, 1662 nucleotides. Its product is annotated as alpha/beta hydrolase domain-containing protein 17B-like. The record is from RefSeq and is a predicted model, not a curated record. The coding region runs from base 362 to 1393 and encodes 343 amino acids. The transcript has 5 exons. Lineage: Eukaryota; Viridiplantae; Streptophyta; Magnoliopsida; Malvales; Malvaceae.